AUGAGUGCCGGUCAUGCUGUAGACGAGAUGGAUCACACAAAGAUGGGGGCGGCGGAUGAUGAGCUUGUGACGUUACUGUGUCAUCGUUACUAUCAAUCGCUGUAUUACACGCAGCUGCAAGAGUCUGUCCUUGUGGUCCUGAACCCGUAUCGGACAGCCGUGGAUGUGAACAGUACGGAAGUCUUGCACGAAUACCGACGCGAGUUUCGGAAUACACGGCUCACACAGAGCAGCUCGCCUUUGCCGCCACAUGUGUUCCGGCUUGCGAAUAAUGCGUAUUUCUACAUGCAGCGGACUGGUCAAGACCAGUGUGUAUUUUUUCUGGGGGAAACAGGCAGUGGAAAGAGCGAGACACGGCGUCUCGCUGCACAUGCUCUGGCUGGACUGGGCACGGCUCUCCCUGGCAAGCGAGGGGCACGUCUAGCCCUGCAGCUUCCUGCUGCGUUGUAUGCACUCGAGUGCAUGGGAAAUGUGGCGACGGACGAAAACGAGAAUGCAUCGAGUGUGUCGCUAUAUACGGAGCUGCAGUUCAGUCAGAAGGGGCGUCUCGUGGGAUUCAAGGUGCUGAAUUACUAUUUGGAGCUGACGCGUGCAGCCGUCCACUGGGACACGACGUCAGCGUUCCAGAUCUUUUCAAUGCUGGUGACGGGUGCGAGUCCUGAAGAAGCGCGCCGCUGGCGAAUGACGCAGGACACGUCGUUCCGCCUACUAGAGCACGCACACGAUGUGGCUGCGCUGCAUACGCCUAGCACCAGAAAAUAUGCACGGUGGCUCGAGUCGCUCACGCUGCUGGGCGUCACGGCCGAGCAGCGCGCAUCGAUGCUCGAUGUGCUUGCGGCGCUUCUACAUCUGAGCAACAUGGACUUUUCGGACGAGGACGGGCCAUUGUGCCCAGCUCGCGUGACGACGGAGGAACCGCUGUACAUAGCAGCUGCGCUCCUGGGAAUUGGCGCAUCUGCCCUCGCGAAUGCCGUGACGCAUCACACAUCCGUGGUGAAUGGGCAGCUGUGCACGGCGAUGCUCAACAGGGAGCGGGCCGGCCGCAGCCGAGACCGGCUGAUGCGUAUGCUGUAUGCGCAGCCUGUUCGCAUGGCUCAACGAGCACAUCAACAUGUGUUUCUCGCACGAGCAGUUUGA
Messenger RNA from Malassezia globosa CBS 7966, 1137 nucleotides. RefSeq lists its product as uncharacterized. Bases 1 to 1137 code for a protein of 378 amino acids. Gene Ontology annotation, cellular component: actin cytoskeleton; myosin complex; cytoplasm. The transcript has a single exon. Gene Ontology annotation, molecular function: actin filament binding; microfilament motor activity; ATP binding. The record is from RefSeq and is a predicted model, not a curated record. Gene Ontology annotation, biological process: actin filament organization; vesicle transport along actin filament. NCBI's taxonomy places the organism in Eukaryota, Fungi, Basidiomycota, Malasseziomycetes, Malasseziales, Malasseziaceae.